AUGGCUCACACUUGUAGCCCACAGUUCGUGAUGGCUCGCUCUGUCACUUGCACCACCUCUGGUUUCCUCUGUUUUUUAAGUGCUGUCACGUUGGCUGAAGCCAUGCUCCGGUCUUACUUUCUACAACCACGAUCACUUGGGUUCUGUAAUGGAGACUCUGAUUACAAAUGGUCAACCACUCUGGUUCUAGUCUCUCAGGCCGCUCUAGUAGCCAUAGGAUCCAUUGCUCCAGCGAGCAGAUGGUUUAGUGCAGUGAAAUUGAGGUGUCCAUCAUCAAGAGCAAAGAAAUGUCUGAGAGAAGACUUGAGAGUAGAGAGUUACUGGUCUGAGAGUCUCGUUGAGAAGAAAGAACGUCCCUUGAACCUAUGGAUGUUCCAUGGUCGUCGGAGCAGGAAGCUUGCACACGACUUAAACCAGUGGAUACUUGAUCUCUGCAUUGCAACACAAUAUGUAUGUGAUACUGUAGCAAACGCCGAAUCUUCACGAUCAAAUCUAUCGACGAGACGAUUUGUUCUGCAUCUUGAAGGAGAGGAGGAGCUGGUGGAUUUUAUGGCUCGGAGCAACCGUGAGGCCACAAACCAUUUGAUACAAAAGGGUCGGAAGAAACAACCAGUAAGCUUGAUAGAGCUCUUGGAGGCAACAAGUCCCAUCUCAAAAGGAUUUGAAGGGAUUCGAGAUUUUGACAGUGACGAGCCUUGCUCUCUCAAGAAGCUAGUGAAGGCUGUAAACGAGGCUUUAGUCUAUGUCAAAAAGUUCGAAGAGGUCUUAGACAUUGAAGGAGAGUUAGUUAACAGCAGGAAAGCUGCGGAGUUGAUCUCUACCAUAAGUGGCUCAACGUGGAUCUUCGAAAACUAUCCAAGCAACAGAGAACAAGACCACAAGAAGUUCUUAAAGAACUGCCCUCGCGCUGGCCCAUCAAGACACAAGCAGCAAACUCCAUGUACCGAAUCAGCCAAACUCCAUGUACCGAGAAACGUCGGAAGUGAGGAGGAGACUGUUUUGAAAGACGUGGAGAGGAUGGUGUCGGAUAUAGUAGCGGGAUGCUUUUGCAACACGGCAGAGGUGAUAGGGAUCAAGUGUUUGGUGACGGCGGUGGAAGUGAGGGAAGCGUCGGUGAGAGAAGCGGCGAUGCAUCUGGGGAGAACAGAGAAGAUACUUGAGAUCGUGGACAGGAGAUGCAUGCCUGCUUUGUCUCAACACAAAGUGGCAAAGAUUGAUGAAUGGAGAGAGUUUUAUAGGACUAAUCAAUCCAUCUCUUUCUCUCAUCCUUCGUCUCAGUUUACUACCCAUGAACUCAUUCUCGCUUUAGAUUAA
Molecule: messenger RNA, 1314 nt
Organism: Microthlaspi erraticum
Lineage: Eukaryota; Viridiplantae; Streptophyta; Magnoliopsida; Brassicales; Brassicaceae
Source: the annotation of a GenBank genome assembly